This is a messenger RNA of Sphaeramia orbicularis (orbiculate cardinalfish), 3661 nucleotides long. It is a transcript of the gene opa1, whose product is annotated as OPA1 mitochondrial dynamin like GTPase. Gene Ontology annotation, molecular function: microtubule binding; GTP binding; GTPase activity. The record is from RefSeq and is a predicted model, not a curated record. Gene Ontology annotation, cellular component: cytoplasm; microtubule; mitochondrial membrane. Gene Ontology annotation, biological process: intracellular distribution of mitochondria; endocytosis; peroxisome fission. Lineage: Eukaryota; Metazoa; Chordata; Actinopteri; Kurtiformes; Apogonidae.
ACUACUUUCCGGAAGUCGACUGACGUUCUAGCUGUGUCCUUGUUAGCUAACGAGCUAGUUAGCUGCUAUACCAAGCCAAUGUCUCCCAGUUGGAAAGAUGAUUUAAAUAGUGCCUAAAAAUUGGCUUUGACAGACAUUAGUGUUCACCCGCUGUUCGUAAAGGCGCCAUGUUGCGUGUGGGGAAAAGAGCAGCCUGCAUGGCCUGCAGGAACCUGGUCUCCACAAACAUGAGAGUGAGAUGUCAGGUCCAUCUGCCUAAACUCCACCCUCUGACCCGGGCCAUCCACCACCGCUACUCGGGAAAUGCCAACCCUCAGCGUACCCCUCAUCGCACAGCAGCCCGCUACUUCACCUCAAUGUCAAGGCUGCCCAUGCGACCACCGAAGCCUCCGCCGGGGUCAGGGGGGCGUGGCUACCAGCAGCAACGAAACUUCUGGGUGGCCCGUCUGGCUGCUCGGCUGCUGAAGCUCCGAUAUAUUCUUCUGGGUACAGCAGUAGGAGGAGGAUACACAGCAAAAAAGACUUACGAGGAGUGGAAGGAUAUGUUACCUGAUUUUAGUGAAUACAACUGGGUCAUUCCUGAUUUUGUCUGGGAACUGAGUGAACAAAUUGAUCUUGAUAAACUGGCCAAAGCUCUACCGGAGAUUGAGGAAAUUGCCAAACUACUGCCUGAUUUUGACAAGAUAGAAGAAAACUUCACCUUCCUUAAAAGUCUGCUGUCUACUGGUGUGAGUUUGGGUAGUGAAGUCAAAGGAGCUUCUGGUCUGCAUCUGUUGUUAGAAACCUCAGGUGACCCUCCACUAAAGGCCACAGACUCUUCAACUGCCACCAUGCAAGAUACUGGUGACAAGCAAUACAAAAAGGGUCUGCUUGGGGAGCUCAUUCUUAUUCAGCAGCAGAUUCAGCAGCAUGAGGAGGAAGUUCGGCGGGCCGCUGCAGCCGGUAGUGCGCGUCCCCCACCGCCAGAGCCUGCUCCCAUUCCGCCUCCGAACCCCAGCCCCCCUCAACAGAAGCGCAAGUCGUCAGACAAAGAAAAAAUCGACCAACUGCAGGAGGAGCUACUUCGCACUCAGCUAAAAUAUCAGCGCCUCUUAGAAAGAUUGGAGAAAGAGAAUAAAGAGUUAAGGAAAGUAGUGCUGCAAAAAGAUGACAAAGGAAUCCACCAAAGGAAAGUCAAGAAAUCCCUCAUCGACAUGUACUCCGAAGUCCUGGAUAUCUUGUCUGACUAUGAUGCCAACUACAACACCCAGGACCACUUACCAAGGGUGGUUGUGGUCGGGGAUCAAAGUGCUGGAAAAACCAGUGUUCUGGAGAUGAUCGCCCAGGCCAGGAUCUUUCCUCGGGGCUCUGGAGAGAUGAUGACCCGGUCUCCUGUCAAGGUGACCCUUAGUGAAGGCCCCCACCAUGUGGCCCUCUUUAAGGACAGUGGGCGUGAGUUUGACCUCACCAAGGAGGAAGAUCUGGCAGCUCUGAGACAUGAGAUUGAGCUGAGGAUGAGGAAGAGUGUCAAGGAAGGACAGACCGUCAGCUCUGAGACAAUAUCCCUGAGUGUCAAAGGCCCUGGGAUCCAGAGGAUGGUUCUUGUUGACUUACCAGGUGUCAUCAGUACUGUGACAACAGGAAUGGCAUCAGACACAAAGGAAACCAUCUUCAGCAUCAGCAAGGCUUACAUGCAGAAUCCCAAUGCCAUCAUCCUCUGUAUUCAGGAUGGCAGUGUGGAUGCAGAGCGCAGCAUUGUAACAGACUUGGUUAGCCAGAUGGACCCCCAGGGAAAGAGAACCAUAUUUGUUUUGACCAAGGUGGAUUUGGCAGAGAAGAACCUGGCCAGCCCCAGCAGAAUUCAGCAGAUAGUGGAAGGCAAGCUGUUUCCCAUGAAGGCCCUGGGUUACUUUGCUGUAGUGACAGGAAAAGGGAGCUCUGGUGAAAGCAUCGAGUCCAUUAAAGACUAUGAGGAGGACUUUUUCCAGAACUCAAGGUUAUUGAGGGAUGGCAUGUUGAAGGCCCACCAGGUGACCACCAAGAAUUUAAGUUUAGCUGUUUCUGACUGUUUCUGGAAGAUGGUUAGAGAGUCAGUGGAGCAACAAGCUGAUGUCUUUAAAGCAUCACGGUUUAACCUGGAGACAGAAUGGAAGAACAACUAUCCUCGUCUGAGAGAACUGGACAGGAACGAGCUGUUUGAAAGGCUAAAUGAAAUAUUGGAUGAAGUCAUUAGUUUAAGUCAAGUGACUCCACAGCACUGGGAGGCCAUCCUGCAGAAGAAGCUGUGGGAACGCGUUUCCACCCAUGUGAUCGAGAAUAUCUACCUGCCUGCUGCCCAAACAAUGGACUCUGGAACCUUUAACACCACCAUAGAUAUUAAGCUCAAACAGUGGACUGACAAGCAGCUUCCACACAAAGCACUGGAGGUUGCCUGGGAGACACUGCAGGAGGAGUUUGCCAGGUUCAUGGCUGAGUACAAAGGCAAAGACCAGGAUGACAUUUUGACAAGCUGAAGGAGGCUGUUAAUGGACGAGGGCAUCAAGAGGCACAAAUGGAAUGAGAGGGCCAUGGACAGCCUGAGAGUAAUCCAGCACAAUGCUCUAGAGGACAGCUCCAUCACAGACAAACCUCAGUGGGAUGCAGCGAAGUUCAUGGAGGAAACCUUGCAAUCCCGCCUCAAAGACACGGAGUCAGUAAUCAAAGACAUGGUGGGUCCAGACUGGAAGCAGAGGUGGCUAAACUGGACGAACCGCACCCCAGAUCAGCACAUACGAAAUGAAACCAAAUCAGAGCUGGAGCGAUUGCUAAAACUACAUGAUGACCACACUGCAUAUUUGGCCAAUGAUGAGGUCACCACGGUACGGAAGAACCUGGAGGGCCGAGGGGUAGAAGUCGACCCUGUGCUGAUCAAGGACACAUGGCAUCAGCUCUACCGCCGACACUUCCUGCAGAAGGCCCUGGCCCACUGUAACCUCUGCAAGAGGGGUUUCUACUACUACCAGAGGCACUUUGUUGACUCUGAGUUAGAGUGCAAUGAUGUCGUACUUUUCUGGAGGAUCCAGAGGAUGCUGGUUAUCACAGCCAACACUCUACGGCAGCAGCUCACCAAUACUGAGGUGCGGCGGUUAGAAAAAAAUGUGAAGGAGGUGCUGGAUGACUUUGGGGAAGACACGGAGAAGAAGACCCAGCUCAUAACCGGCCGUCGGGUCCAGCUGGCCGAGGAUCUCAAGAAAGUUCGUGAGAUCCAGGAGAAACUUGAAGCCUUUAUAGAAGCACUUCAUAAGGAAAAAUAAGAGAACUAGACUUAUUGUCAGUAAAUGUAUGGAUCCCAUCCAGACGACGCACUGAUCGAAGACCACAGGUUGUAUGAAAGCGUGUCCUCGUGCCCUGACUCUGUUCCACCAAUCACAUGAUUCGAACACGGCUUGGCUUCCUGUUCUGCCCAUGACGCUGAAAACACGGACCUGAACAGAACUCAAAUGUAGACCAACCCUCGUCAGGUUUUCUCUGCUAUUUUUUUCCUCUUUUUUUUUGUUUUUUUUCUUCAAACUUUCCCAGGUGAGCACAGGGACUUCUGCUCAGGAGCCCAAACGCUAUUGGAUCUGGAGGAAGAUGAGAAGCUUGCACAGUUUUUUCAGGCGUCUGAGCGUUCAUGUGAAUAAAUGAGUCACUACAUGUUCAU